Molecule: messenger RNA, 1919 nt
Organism: Mercurialis annua (annual mercury)
Lineage: Eukaryota; Viridiplantae; Streptophyta; Magnoliopsida; Malpighiales; Euphorbiaceae
Product: beta-fructofuranosidase, cell wall isozyme-like
Exons: 7
Coding region: 54-1784 (576 amino acids)
Biological process (GO): carbohydrate metabolic process
Molecular function (GO): hydrolase activity, hydrolyzing O-glycosyl compounds
Source: RefSeq, a predicted model, not a curated record
GUUGCAGACAUAACUUCACAUCAACACUUCAGUUUUUUGAAUACAUUCAAACUAUGGCAAUGGUUAAUAUUUUAAUUUCUUUAAAGUUUUUCGCGAUUUUCGCGAUCUUUUUCGGCUACGGAGUUCUUGAUCUUGAAGCUUCUCACCAUGUUUACCAUGUUGAUAAUCUUGAAACUUCUGCUACUGCCGCAAGUGAAUCUUACAGAACUGCUUAUCAUUUUCAGCCACCAAAGAAUUGGAUGAAUGAUCCAAAUGGGCCAAUGAUUUACAAGGGAAUUUACCAUCUUUUCUACCAAUAUAAUCCCAAAGGAGUAAUGUGGGGUAACAUAGUGUGGGCCCACUCAACAUCAAAAGACUUAGUAAACUGGACCCCACACGAGCCAGCUCUAUAUCCAUCUCAGCAAUCCGACAUCAACGGCACCUGGUCCGGCUCCGCCACGUUUCUGACAGGUGGCAAGCCGGCCAUGCUCUACACCGGAAUUGAUCCAUUGGGCCAACAAGUCCAAAAUCUAGCCACGCCCAAAAACUCAUCCGACCCGUACCUGAUCGAAUGGGUCAAGUCAGCCCAAAACCCAAUAAUGGAACCCACCACCCAAAACCAACUCAAUGCUAGUUCAUUUAGAGACCCGACAACCGCAUGGUUAGGAUCCGAUAACCAUUGGAGGGUAGUGAUUGGAAGCAAAAUUAACAGAAGAGGAUUAUUAAUUCUUUAUAGGAGUAAAGAUUUUGUUAAUUGGGUCAAAGCAAAAAAGCCCAUGCAUUCAGCUGAAGGAACGGGUAUGUGGGAAUGCCCGGACUUUUACCCGGUUGGAGUUGAUUCGGUUAACGGGGUGGAUUUGCCCAAAUUAGGACCCGGGAUUAAGCAUGUACUUAAAGUGAGUUUAGAUGAUACUAAACAUGAUUAUUACACAAUUGGAAAAUAUGAUGAUAAGAAGGAUAUUUAUACCCCUAAUUAUGGAUCAAUUGAUGGUGAUUUAGGAUUAAGAUAUGAUUAUGGAAAAUUUUAUGCUUCAAAGACUUUUUUUGAUAGUGCUAAAAAUAGAAGAAUUUUAUGGGGUUGGAUUAAUGAAUCAUCAACCAUUGAUGAUGACAUGAAGAAAGGUUGGUCUGGUCUUCAGGCUGUUCCAAGAACUAUUUUGCUAGACAAAUCAAGAAUGCAACUCGUACAAUGGCCAAUUCAAGAAAUUGAAAAGCUUCGUUAUAAUCCAGUCCGAUUGGCCGGAAAAGUCCUCAAAGGAGGAGGAGCUCGUAAAGUUUCCGGUUUCACCGCAGCUCAGGCAAAUGUGGAGAUUUCAUUUAAGGUAACAAAUCUAGAGAAAGCAGAAGUAUUAAAUAAAGAUGUGAACCCACAAUUACUAUGUAGCCAAAAGGGUACAACAGUAAAAGGCAAUAUAGGUCCAAUUGGGUUGCACCUUUUUGCUUCAAAAGGAAUGGAAGAGCACACUUCUGUCUUCUUUAGAAUAUUCAGGGUCCAAAACAAGUACAAGGUGCUCAUGUGCAGUGACCAAAGCAGGUCUUCUCUGAAUCCUACUACUGAUAAGACAACUUAUGGGACUUUCUUGGAAGUUGACCCUCUUAAUGAAGAACUCUCUUUAAGAUGCUUGAUUGAUCACUCAAUAGUGGAGAGUUUUGGUGGGAAAGGAAAAAGCUGCAUUACAGCAAGAGUUUAUCCAGAGUUGGCUAUAAAUGAAAAUGCCAACUUAUAUGCCUUUAACUAUGGAAAAGAGAGUGUCACCAUCACAAAUUUUAGUGCUUGGAGCAUGAAGAAGGCUCAAAUCAAUUGAACAAGUUUGGGACAUUUGAUAAGAUUAUGAGAAUUAGGGUUUAGGGUAAUUCUAUUUCUAUCUAUGUUAUAUGUAUUAUUUUAUGCUUGUUUUUAAGUUAUAAUAAUAAGAAUCCAGUGGAUUACUAUUUGACUA